Molecule: messenger RNA, 1909 nt
Organism: Cloeon dipterum
Lineage: Eukaryota; Metazoa; Arthropoda; Insecta; Ephemeroptera; Baetidae
Exons: 11
Coding region: 504-1775 (423 amino acids)
Source: RefSeq, a predicted model, not a curated record
UAUUUAUUUAAAAAAAGCGCUAUCUAAAUUUUCUAGAAAGACAAAUUAAGCACUUUCCCUCGGGCUAGGGGUUUUAAUUUGGCCAGAAGGUCACGUCUUACUACGCGCUUGGGUCGGCGGCGACCCUCGGACCGGCUUAUCAGCACUGCGAGACACUCCAUCGGGCUAUAACAUUGACCCAUUUCGCCGCAGCGACGACGAUGACGACACGGUCUCACCCGGGCAUAUCGGUAGCAACAGGCAGCUGCUCUCGGAUCUCUUUAAAUGCACGCACCGCACCCGCCGCCGCCGCCACUCGGCACCCCAUUAGCUGCACCGCUUGAAUGUGCGAUCGUAAUCAAUAAAACUUUGACCAGAAAAUAAAAAUACUCGGCUCGUCACAUUUAUAAUUUCAAUUCGUGGUGCGUGACGGAAUCGGAAGCUGCGCGAGUCGCACUCGCUCGAUUUUCAGCGUGCGAAAGCAGUACAAAGUCUGCCGCUGAUAAUAUUCAGUGGCAAAAACUAUGCUUGGAACUUUGAUCUUCGCCCACUUGCUGUUGAAAUGCUCGAUGGCGUCGGCCGACAACCUGCUGGGCACUAUGACCCCGGCGCCACUUGGGAAAAAAACUCCAAUCGGCGACACAUUUGUCUUCGUCGACGAGCCAAACCCAAAGCGGCGGGGCAAGCAGAAGCAGCCAAAAGCAAGACUCUUUGGCAUCGCUGUAUUGCGAGACAACCGCGCUCUUACGUACCCAAGACUGCCUCUCCGUAGACCAAAUAUAAAUAACAACAACGGCAGAAAUAAGCGGCGCAGAGGCAGAGGCAGGAAUAAUAACAAAAACAAAAAAGUGACAAAAAAUAAAAACGCCCAGACGCUUCCCACGACCAAAUCAGGACAAAACACGCCCGAAUUCAGCGGACCGUUCAAACCUGAUGAAUACGAUUACAGAUAUGAGGAGUACGGGUUUGAGACAACAAGACGGCGUCUGACAACCUCUUCCGGACGGCGCCGAAGGACGCAGACGGCCUGGUCAACCUGGCCGUCGUCUCAAUCCAUGUCCACCUUGACAACAACAACAACAACUACGCCGGUGGCCAGUGAGGCCCAACUGGUGACAGUCGCCAGCCCCUCUGUUCCGCCCGUGCCCAGUACUUUUUGCGCAUCUGAUUCUCUUAAUGUAGCAAUGGUUUGCUGUAACUUGCAAUUUCCGGCACUAUUCGACUACGCCGACUUUGACAACUGCGCGACAAACGCGGCCAAUCUAUCACCUGAGGAAAUGGACACAUUCUUGAUCAAUUUUGGAAUGGAUGAAAAGUCGGAACUGAACUUUAAUUUAAAGUGGUUCCAAGAUGCCAGGGAGUCGAUGGUAUGUUUUUCUACAUGCUUUUGCCUUAAACAGAAUCUGCAAUUUUUUCUCGUCCCACAGUGCGUCAUGAGUUGCGUUUUCUUGGAAUCACAAUUCAUGGGGAACGAUCCGCGGGUUUUGGAUAUUGAGGAAGUCAACUCUUACUUCUACAAUCACUUAGAAAAUACGAACAAAAGCGACUGGAUCUCGACUCUGGACCAGGCUUUGGUGGACUGCGAGGAGGCAAUCAAAGUGGGACGAUUGACGGAAAAAAUGCCUGAUUACUUUGAGACGGAGGACUCUACCUGCUUCACCCGACCGUUUCUCUAUGUGCAGUGUAUCAGAAGAGAGCUCCUAUACAAAUGUCCCGAGCCGUCAGACAAAGCCACGAGUGACUAUUGCAAAUCGGUCAUGACGACUCUCGGCGAGUGCAAUCCUUUUCGUACUUGAAAUAUUUUAAUUAAAAAAAUUUUAACUUGGUGAAUAAAAGAUAAAAACUCAACAAAAAAACUUGCGUUUAAUAUUUCGGUUUUGGUUUCGAAUCACGAGUGUGCCUAACCCUGCUCUACAAUUUUCAAUGCCAU